UACUGAUUGUAGAUUGUAGUUUUCAAUCAUUGACAGCUGCGCGCAGAUAUAAUUUCUAAUCAAUCCUUUAUUUCAUAGAUCACUUUUUUUCAAUUUUAUAGAAAACUUUAAGUAUCACAGCUUGUUUCUUAUAUCAGAAAUGAAUAAAUGUCUUCGGUACUGUUAAUUUACAUUUCCGAUUGUGUGAAAUAAUGAAAUAAAAUCAGUUUUAUACGCUGAUUAGCUAUUUCAAUUAAGAUGAGUGAAAAAUCAGAGUUUCUCGAUGACGAAACGAAUUUUAUGGAAAAAUGUGAUGGUGCUAAUUUUAUUCCAAAGCAAGACGUUCGAUUAAGCGAAGGAAUGAUGAUACAGAAUGUUUUGCAAAAUAAUCAUUGUAGAAGUAAUAUAUUCAGAAGUAAAAGCGAUUCAGCAUUAUCAAGAAAAAAUGAUGGAAGACCGAAUUAUCAGAUGACAGAUAACAUUAAUUUAUUGACUAGAUUUAAUGUUGACAAGUCUAUUACCAACAUUCCUAAUGUAAAACUUCAAACAUGUCACUUAUCUAAAAGUGAGAGUUGCCUUUCAAAUAACAAUGAAUCUCUUCUUUGUGACUCAUUUUCCAAUAAUAUGAGUGUUUCUUUAUCCAUAGUACCAGUAUCAUCUUUAGAUUCAUUUCUAGUCAGAAAUAAAGUUCAUAAAUCUGAAAAUGAUAUAUGUGCAUAUAAAAAUAUAACAUGCACAGAUGAAGAAGAAACAUUAUUUAAUCAAUUGAAUGAAGUCAAAAAUCUUUCACUUACUUUGCAAUGUUCCGCAAAUGAAGAAGUUAUUAAUGUGUAUGAAAAUAAUUUAAUAAAAGACAAACAUGAUAAAAAAGAACAGACUGUUGCUGAAGAAACUAGUGUACUUAAAACAACACAAUCUUGUAAAGAAAUAAUAGAUUUACAAUCACAGAUAAAUAAUAAAAUUUUAAACGAGAAAAAUCAAGAUGAGAAAGAAGAUAUAUGUAAGGAAAAUGGGUCAAAUUCAACGCUAAAUGCCCAUGUGCAAAAUAGUUUGACAUCUCGACCAACAUUAAUUGAUGACAGUAAACUUGUUAAAAUGUCUCUCCUGACAAAUCCAAUAACAAUAAUGCAAUCAAAUGUUCAACUUUUAAAUAAAAGUCGUAAUUUUUUCAAUUUUAUCACGGAAAAAUCGACAAAUAUUAUGGAGAAAGCUCUACUACCACAACAUUUGGCAAUGAAAUACAAUCACAUAUCAAAAUCUUUUGAAACCAAUACUAUGAUGGGAUUUUAUACUAAUAAUGAACCUUUUUUAAAAGAUGUGAUUGGAAAAACUGGAUUGGAUACAGAUUUAACAACAAAUGCGAGUAAUAGUCAUAUGACAAAUUGUAUAGUAAUACCAGAUCAUGACACAAACAAGGAUAAGUUAGACAGUAUAACAAAUAGUGAAAUUGAUGAAAAUCUAUCUACAUGUAUAAAAGAAAAUCUAUCUACAUGUAUAAAAGAGAAUAAAAUAUCUGAUAAUUUGGAGAAUGCAGAACGACAAUUACAUAAUAAUUUUAAAAAUAAAGUAUUAAAUGAGGAAGAAUAUAUUUUCCAAAAAAAUGAUGUAGAUAGAUUAGAUUACAAUAUCAAUGAACAAGCAUUAGGAGAUGUAUUGUCAGAAAUAAAUGAAAAUAAAAAUAAUUUUCUGCACAAAGAAAAACUGCAUAACAAUAUGCAUGAGAAAGAUUCAACUAAUCCUACUACUUUGGCAGAGUCAAAUAUUUUAAAAUUAGGCUCAUUAGAGCGUCCAUUACAUCUUACAUUAUUAGAGGAUUAUACUAAUUUAAAACUCAAGAAUGAAAAAUUGCUAGAAAGAAUUGAACAUUUAGAAAAGUCAAAUCGAUUGAACAAAUCAUUAUGUGAAACACAAACAAGUACAGAUACAUUUAUCUUACAAAUAGAGAACUUGGAAAAAACUAUAAAUAAAUUAACAGCUGAUUUGAAUACAUCACUGGAUAUGCAAGAAGCUCUAAAAAAAGAAUGUCUAGCAAUUAAUAAGGAGAAGGAAGAUAUGGUUAUGAGAUAUGCAACUAGCGAGAAACAGGUGAUUGAUUCACAGAGAGCGAAAGAUUGCGCGGAACGCAAAGUUAAAGAUCUUUUAAAAGAUCAAGAAUUAUUGCAAAACAAGUUACGCCAAACGCAAGGUGAACGUACAAGAAUAUGUAACAUUAUGGAUGGAAAAUGUCGUGAGAUCACUGAUCUUCAAAAGGAAAUAGAAAGAUUAAAAGAAGAUACUAAAAUGAAGGAAACCAAACUGAAGUGGACGCAAAACAAACUUAUGACUGAAAUGGACUUACAGAAGGAUACUCAACAAAAACUAGAUAAAGCUUUGAUGAGAAUAAAUGAUAUGAAAGAAGAAUGCGAACAGAUACGCCGGGAAACUCAAGAAUCAUUUCGGAAAUUUCAGCAAUCCGAAGAAAAUAAAGCUGUGACAUUGGAUCAACAAUUAAAAGAACAUCAAGCGCGUCUAAUUUUAGAAAGACAUGUUACGGAAGAUAAAGAAACAUUAAGGCUUCAAUUACAAAAAGAAUUAGAAAUAUUAAAAUCUAAACAACAAAAUUUAAUAGAAGAAAAUAAUAAACUCAGUCUAAAAGUUCAAGAAUCUGAGAAGGCUCGACUACACAAUGCAAAUAAUUUAAGUAACUUAAAAAUUGUUGCAAAUCAGCGUCAGGAGCAAAUCACUGAAUUAUUAAAUAAAGUUUCUCAAUUAGAAGCAUUAAAACUCCAGUUGCAACAUAAAGAAGAAUGUCUAGCAUCGGCUGAAACUCAAAUAUUACAAUUACGAUCGGCUAAUGAAGAAUUGCAAUUUGACAUGCAAGCAUGUCGUCAAAAAGAAGCGGAUAUGUUAGAUUUUACGCAAAAACUCACAGACAAAAAUGUACGUCUUCAAUCCGAGUUUAUUGCCAUUCAAACAAAAGUGAGUGAUCUCGAAUCCGAACACGGUCCGUUACACGACUGUAUUAAUGAAUUGACUAAUAAAAUCAAAGUUUUGGAAGAAGAUUUGAUGCAAGAACGAAAAAAACGAAGAGAGGAGUGCGAAAUUUUGGCUAAGCAUGUCGCUGAACAAACUCAACGAGCUCAAAAUUUUGCUCAGAAAUUGGAGGAUAGUCAAGGUGAAAAUGCAGUAUUGAAAAGGAAACAUCAAAUUUCCAUAAAGGAGAUGACGCGAGAAUUACAACAAUGUCGUAGAAAAUUGGAGAUGUUUGAAGCUGCAUCUCCCAGUAAUUCAUUGGAUAUUACAUCCAGAACAGGAUCUAAUACUUCUUUAACAGGCGAUACAUUAAACGGUGCCUUAUCAGAUAACAAUGCUAAUAGUGAUCACAUUUAUUCUAUAGAAGCUAAUAAACAAGUACUAAUGGAUCGCAUUAUAAAACUGCAAAAGAUAAAUGUAAAAAGAGCUGAAAAAUUAGACUUUUUAGAGGAACAUACACAAACAUUGGUAGAAGAGCUACAGAAAAAAACAAAAAUAAUACAAAACUAUAUCUUACAUCAAGAUUUUGGAGCUUUGGCAUGUAAUGAAAGAGAUAAAUAUAAGCGUAUCAAAAGCAGAAGAGAUAUAGCCGAAUUAGCACGACAUGGAGGUAUCAUGGCAUCCGUUUACAAUCAUCGAGUUUCAGAUGAGAAUAUGACCCUAGAACUGUCUUUAGAAAUAAAUCAAAAAUUACAAGCAGUUCUUGAAGAUGCAUUAUUAAAAAAUAUUACUUUAAAAGACAAUAUUGAUACAUUAGGUAAAGAGAUAGCAAAAUUAACAAUGCAGCAUCAACAAAAAUAAUAUUGACAAUUUAUAAUAGUUGUUACAUGUACAUAGAUACUUACAUACACUAGUAUCAUAUGUUAUAUAUACAAAUAUCUCAUAUGUAAUAUAUCAUGUUAUAUUGACGUGAGGAAAAAGGAAGUAAUAUUUAUUGUUGUUUCAAAUU
Camponotus floridanus (Florida carpenter ant) is the source of this 3940-nucleotide messenger RNA. It is a transcript of the gene Golgin104, whose product is annotated as coiled-coil domain-containing protein 186. The coding region runs from base 238 to 3792 and encodes 1184 amino acids. NCBI's taxonomy places the organism in Eukaryota, Metazoa, Arthropoda, Insecta, Hymenoptera, Formicidae. Gene Ontology annotation, cellular component: trans-Golgi network. Gene Ontology annotation, molecular function: small GTPase binding. Gene Ontology annotation, biological process: vesicle cytoskeletal trafficking. The record is from RefSeq and is a predicted model, not a curated record. The transcript has 9 exons.